Messenger RNA from Zonotrichia leucophrys gambelii, 1419 nucleotides. RefSeq names its product Fc receptor-like protein 4. Gene Ontology annotation, molecular function: transmembrane signaling receptor activity. Gene Ontology annotation, cellular component: plasma membrane. Bases 1 to 1419 code for a protein of 472 amino acids. The transcript is spliced from 10 exons. Gene Ontology annotation, biological process: cell surface receptor signaling pathway. Lineage: Eukaryota; Metazoa; Chordata; Aves; Passeriformes; Passerellidae. The record is from RefSeq and is a predicted model, not a curated record.
AUGGCCGGGAAGGUGGCACUGCUCCUGUGGGCCCAGACCCUUCACCUCGCUGGUGCCCUGACCACCCAGCUCCUGGUGGAGCCCCCCUGGAAGCCGGCGGUGCUGUGGGACCGGGUGACACUGACCUGCCAGGGCUCGGGGACGGCCGGUGCCACCAUCUGGUACAAGGACAGGCAGCGCUGGGGGCCAAAGGGACCAGACCACUUUACUGUCACUGAGAGUGGCACCUACACAUGUGACAGACCCAGAACCGGGCUCAGCCUCUCCAUGACAGUCUUAUAUGACGAGCUGGUCCUUCAGGUGCCGACAAGGGCGCUGCUGGAGGGGGACACAGUGACACUGCGCUGCCGGGGCUGGCGAAACAAUCCGGUCACCAGGGUGUCCUUCUACCAUGAUGGGAAGAAACUGGGGGGGCUCCACGAUGGGACCGAGCUGUCCCUGUCCCCCCUGCAGCUGCGCCACAGCGGCCAGUACCGCUGCAAGGGCCGGGUGUUGUCACUAUGGAGUGAGUCCAAUCUGGUGACAGUGACAGUGCACAGGGUCCCACCCACCAGGGUGUCCGUGUCAGUACAGCCCCCAGGGGGACAGGUGGCACUCGGGGACAGCCUGGUGCUGAGCUGCGCAGUGGCCCCGGGGACAGGUCACCUGUCCUUCUCGUGGCUCAGGGAGGGCUCGGGGGCACUGCUGGGCACCGGCCCUUGCCUGCAUCUGCGCCAUCUUGGAGACAAUGACAGCGGCCAGUACCGGUGCCGGGUCAGUGACGGGGACAACAUGGCCGAGAGUGACCCCCUGAAUAUCACCGUCCUGGUGCCCGUGGCCAAUGCCACCAUCACCCUCAGUCCCCUGUCACACCAGGUGCGUGCAGGUGACAACAUGACCCUGCGCUGCUCGGUGCAGAUGGGCUCAGCCCCUGUCACCUUCACCUGGCUGCACAACGGGCAGGAGGUGGCCCAGGGUCCCCUCCUGGAGCUCAGGGACAUCGAUGUGGGACAUUCGGGCAUCUACCAGUGCGUGGCCACCAACCAGCUGGGACAGGAUGGGCACCGCAUAUUCCGGGCACUCAGCCCAGAGAUGGCCCUGGAGGUGACACCGCGGGACACAGGGACAAACAGGGACACAGGUGUGGCCGCAGGCAUUGGUGGGGCCCUUCUGUUCCUGCUCCUGCUCCUGGGUGUCAUUGUUGCCUGGCACCAGUGGCACCGUGUGGCUGACAGGAAGUACCAGGAAAGGGCCCCUCCAGAUCUCCUAGCCCCCCCAGAGGAGGGGGAGGUGCUGUACACCCACGUCGUGGUCACCAAGAGGGCAGGGGCAUCCUCCCGUGCCACCACCCUCCAGGAUCCCCAGGUGACCUACACGGAGCUGCAGGGACCCCAGGGGCGACCACAGGAACCUGGUGACAUCUACGGGAAUGUGCUGUGA